This is a messenger RNA of Penicillium argentinense, 921 nucleotides long. RefSeq lists its product as uncharacterized. Bases 1 to 921 code for a protein of 306 amino acids. The transcript has a single exon. NCBI's taxonomy places the organism in Eukaryota, Fungi, Ascomycota, Eurotiomycetes, Eurotiales, Aspergillaceae. The record is from RefSeq and is a predicted model, not a curated record.
AUGCUUGUUCUUAUCGCCGGCAUUACGGGAAAGCUCGGAAAACACCUGGCUCGCGCAGCUUUGCAACGCGGCGGUUUUCGAGUGAGGGGCCUAGGACGGCACCCUGAAAAUCUGGAUCCCACAAUCGCGUUGCAACUGGAAUCCUUCGUGACUUGCCGAUCCCACGACGAUAUCGCCGCCCUGAACAGGGCGGUCGAAUCUGUCGAUGCAGUGGUAUGUGCCUACAAACCGGAUCCAGUGCUCAACCUUGAAGGGCAUCUGCUCCUACUACGUGCUGCUGAGCAGGCUGGGAUUAAGAUUUUCCAUGCAUCUUCGUGGAAUGCUGAUUGGCGACUAUUCGGCUGGGGAGAGUUUGAGCAUUACGACACGCACAUUGCGUUCCAGCGCCACGUCGAAAUGACAUCUUCCAUAAAGCCAGUAUACGUCUUUACUGGAAUGUUCGGGGAGUACCUGUUCAGUCCGGCGGGUCCUGGAAUGUUCUCAAAAGAAGAAUCUGGGGCAGCUAGCGUGCAAAUCUGGAAUAAGGGAGACGCGAAGUGGGCUUGGACGUCUAUGAAGGACGCGGCGGAAUUCAGUAUCGACCUGUUGACCAGGAAUGACGUAAAGGAGGGGGCUGGGGGGUAUUUUGCUGUGAAAUCAGGAGAAAUCAGUUCCCAUGAUAUCGCGAGGGCGUACGAAAACGUCACAGGUUUUAAAGUGGAUGUGAUAUACGUUGGGCAUCUGGAUAGCCUGGAUCAGCAAGUUCAGCAGGCACGUCAAGACCAUGGUCCCAGCGAGUACAAAAAAUACCUCCCCCUGGAAUUGCAGUUGUUCGGAUACAGGGGAAAAUUUGAACUGCAGAACGCCGAGACCAUCGUUAAUGGAAGACGCACGAUUAGCCUGGAAGAUUUGCUGCGCGGUAACCCUGAAAUUGCACAUUGA